Messenger RNA from Eptesicus fuscus (big brown bat), 1613 nucleotides. RefSeq names its product PIH1 domain containing 1 (gene PIH1D1). Bases 667 to 1536 code for a protein of 289 amino acids. The record is from RefSeq and is a predicted model, not a curated record. The transcript has 9 exons. NCBI's taxonomy places the organism in Eukaryota, Metazoa, Chordata, Mammalia, Chiroptera, Vespertilionidae. Gene Ontology annotation, biological process: rRNA processing; box C/D snoRNP assembly. Gene Ontology annotation, cellular component: ribonucleoprotein complex; cytoplasm; R2TP complex.
GAGAGUUCCACAUUCAGAAGGGUGGCCGUACUGGUGUGUCUUUCCACCACCCUGUUCACAAAAGUGCAGCUUUCGGUCCGAAAUACAUUUCCUAGAGAAUCGAAUCUGGCUCUGGGGCGAAGCCAUAAUUCUGAUAUCAGAAGGGAGUCUUAGGAUGGACACCGAAAUUAGGGUUUGACUGUCCCGUAACCUGGCCUGAGGUGGUUGUCGGGCAGGAAGGGGAAGUGUGCCUUUAAUCGACAGCGGAAGUGUGGCAUUAAGGGAAUCAGUCUCAGAAUCUAGUUUUGAUUGGUUGAGGUGGGAGGCGUGGCCUCAUACGUAGACUAUGAUUGGUCAGUAGCGCGGUUCUGGUUAAAGUACGAGCGUUGAGGGAGUCGGAAGUGUGGCGUACACCAAUUUCUGUUACACCGGAAGCGUGGCUGUCCUUUAAACGUGUGGCGUGUUGGACCUAGGGAGCAGCUGGAGAUAGUGUCCCCCAACAGAUUUGACGACGGUAUCUGAUCUGAGUGGAAUUGUAGCCUCCGGCCAGAUUCCUCGAUUUUCAUAGACAACGGCGGGUGUCGGAGUCUGUUGAGGGCCCGGGAAGCAGGCCCCAGAGUUCAGGUCCCAGCAAAGGCUCCCCCACGUCGGGGUUGCUGGGGACGCCUAGGUCUCUUCCCCGGGGCCAUGGCGGACUUGAAGCUGCUGGUGCCGGAGCUGAACGAGGCGGAGGAAAUGGGCGCUGAGACGGCACGUUUCCAGGAGCUGCUGCUGCAGGCCUCCAAGGAGCUCCAGCAGGCCCAGACAAGCAGACCAGAAUCAACACAGAUCCAACCCCAACCAGGCUUCUGCGUAAAGACCAACUCAUCGGAAGGGAAGGUUUUCAUCAACAUCUGUCACUCUCCCUCCAUCCCUCCUCCGGCUGACAUGACCGAGGAUCAGCUGCUUCAAAUGCUGGAGGAGGACCAAGCCGGGUUUCGCAUCCCCAUGAGUCUGGGAGAGCCUCAUGCCGAACUCGAUGCAAAAGGCCAGGGUUGUACCGCCUACGACGUGGCUGUCAACAGCGACUUCUACCGGAGGAUGCAGAACAGCGAUUUCCUGCGAGAGCUGGUGAUCACCAUCGCCAGGGAGGGCCUGGAGGACAAAUACAGCCUGCAGCUGAAUCCAGAGUGGCGCCUGUUGAGGAACCGGCCUUUUAUGGGCUCCAUCUCCCAGCAAAAUAUCCGCUCCCGCCAGCGUCCUCCGAUCCAGGAGCUGGGGAACGUGUUUACCGCUGACGCCUUGAGACCCGAGGGAAGCCCUGAGAAGCCGCACCUGAACCUCUGGCUGGAAGCCCCCGACCUCCUUUUGGCGGAAAUUGACCUCCCCAAACUGGAUGGAGCUCUAGGGCUGUCGCUGGAGAUCGGGGAGAACCGCCUGGUGAUGGGGGGCCCCCAGCAGCUGUACCAUCUGGAUGCCUACAUCCCCCUGCGGAUCAACUCUGAUGAGAGCAAGGCGGCCUUCCACCGGAAGAGAAGGCUAAUGGUGGCGAUGCCCCUUCUGUCCGCGCCUUCUUGACCCGGCGUCGCCCUGGGCUUCCAGGUGGGGAGGAGGUGAUCGCUUCUCUAAAACCGAAAUAAAAGAGUUUGCCUUUA